AUGAAUCCAGAAUACGACUAUCUCUUCAAAUUACUCUUAAUUGGUGACUCGGGUGUUGGAAAGUCAUGUCUGUUGCUCAGAUUUGCGGAUGACACCUACACUGAGAGCUACAUCAGUACCAUUGGAGUCGACUUUAAAAUCCGAACAAUCGAAUUAGAAGGCAAAACUGUCAAAUUGCAAAUCUGGGAUACUGCUGGACAAGAACGUUUCCGAACUAUUACCUCAUCAUACUACCGCGGCGCUCACGGAAUCAUUGUCGUAUAUGAUGUGACUGAUCAAGAUACCUACUCAAACGUCAAGCAAUGGCUGCAAGAGAUUGAUAGGUAUGCUAACGAAGGUGUCAACAAACUACUGGUCGGAAACAAGUCAGACUUAACGACCAAGAAGGUCGUUGAUUACCAAGUGGCCAAGGACUUUUCUGACCAACUUGGUAUUCCAUUCCUGGAAACAUCAGCCAAGAACGCCACCAAUGUCGAACAAGCUUUCUUGACCAUGGCCAAACAAAUCAAGGAUCGUAUGGGUACUACAACAGCAGCAUCUCAAGCGAAACCCACAGUCAAGGUCACUGCUGGCCAAAAUGUGGCACAACCUCAAAGUGGAGGCUGCUGUUAA
Synchytrium microbalum is the source of this 612-nucleotide messenger RNA. RefSeq lists its product as uncharacterized. The transcript has 7 exons. Bases 1 to 612 code for a protein of 203 amino acids. Gene Ontology annotation, molecular function: GTP binding; GTPase activity. The record is from RefSeq and is a predicted model, not a curated record. Lineage: Eukaryota; Fungi; Chytridiomycota; Chytridiomycetes; Synchytriales; Synchytriaceae.